UGACUCUCGCCACUCUCUCUCUCACCGCCCACUGUCUCUCUCGCCUCCCUCUCUCUCUCUCUCUCUCUUUUCUCUCUCGUCUACUCUUGCCCAUCGAGACUUAUGACUAGGGUAUAGUCGUUUGUCGCCGUUGAUUUCGUUUUUCACCGCCCACGCUCUCUGUCACCUCCCUCUCUCGCUCUUUUGUCUCUCGUCUACUAAUAGCUCAUCGAGAUUUAUGACCAGGCUAUAGUCGUUCGUCGCCGUUGAUUUCGGUUUUAGGAGCAUUUUGAUCACCGUUGGCGUGCGUGACGUAAAGCGGCAGUCGCACCCAGUCGCACAGGUAUGUCACGUAGUAGCGGCGCAGUCAUCAUCAUCGUCGUCACUUUGCUCCGGUGGUAAGUGGGCGGGGAUUGGCUGCCAUUGCGCGUCCGCAGGUCUUCUUUAUUUUUUGACAUCCUGCUGUCGAGAGCACUGGAUCGGUGUGUGUGUGUGUGUGUGUGUGAGAGAGAGAGAGAGAGAGAGAGAGAGAGAGAGGAGGGGAAGGGAGGAACGGCUUAGGGCAUCCGCAUGUCGACUGAAUUAGAACGUAAAUGUGGUCAGAUGCAUCCAGAAACUUCGGAGCGUGAAUACGCCCUGACUCACCGCCAGUGCGUCUUCGUUCGUAGCUAAAUGCCGUCGUUGUUGUGCGCCACGAGCGAUCGCCAUCGCUAUGCUCUGAGGUAGAGAUAAAAGGGUCAAGGGGCGGGCUAUCGCGUUUGCAACGUGUCUUGUUGGCACCUGGAGUGAGUUGCUCCACUCACAGGAGGCAGAGGGAGUCUCUGUUUCCCUCUCUCUGUCUCUGUUUCCCAAUCGGUCUGCUUCUCUCUCUGUUUCCUUCUCUCUGUUUACGCAAUCUCUCUUUGUGACUGACUAUCUGUGAGUGACAUAUCAUCAGCGAUCGGUGUCAGUUCUCUCUCCCCAUGGCGGCCUACCGCGGACAUCAGCCGUUAAAUGGCGCGAACUCAUCAUCGAGCCGUGUUAUAUGCUACUUAACUGUGCUGCCUAUUUUUCUUGCGGCAUUUGCGUUCUUUUUGUCGUGGAAGGGAGAAUAUAAUGAUCCGAACAUAAUCGACAAGAUCUGGGCGGACGGAGAGGGCCAAUUAGAUUCACCAAUCUGGAGGAAUCCUCCUGGACCCUCGAAUACAGUUCGAUGCGAAACUCGCGGUGGAGUGAAGUUGCCGACGUACCCCCAGCGAGCAAAUUGGCGCGCACCGGUUAAACAGAAUCCUGGGCCGAAGAUUUCUGUGACAACAAGUACAUCUGGGAGUGUCGAGCAACUGGUCCCAUGGAUCCUCUACCACAAGACGCUGGGAGUGGAUCAGUUCUACCUCUUUGCUGAAGGCAAGGCUGCAGCUCCAAAUGCGACUUCUAUAUUACGGAGGAUUAAGGGUGUGAAAGUCAUUGUGAGAGACAAGGAACUUGAAGAGUUGCAAGCAAGGAGCCGUAUCUGGAAUGAAACAUGGCUUUCAAGUUUCUUUUACCGGCCUUGCAACUAUGAGCUCUUUGUAAAGCAGACACUUAACAUGGAGAUGGCCAUUGCAUUUUCACGGGAGGCAGGAAUGGAUUGGAUUCUACAUAUAGACACAGAUGAGCUGAUGUGGCCUGCGGGUGUGGAGGACUUCUCGUUGAAAAAACUGUUUCAUGAUGUAGAUCCCAAAGUGGACACGAUUGUUUUCCCGAACUAUGAGUCGGCCAUCGAAAGGGAGGACAUCAAACAUCCUUUUACUGAGGUUACCCUUUUCAAAAAGAAUUAUGACCAUGUUCCCAGAGAAGUGUACUUUGGCCACUACAAGGAGGCUACUCGUGACAAUCCUAACUAUUUCUUAACGUACGGAAACGGGAAGUCAGCAGCUCGGAUAAUUGAUGGCCUGAGGCCGAAUGGUGCUCAUCGGUUCCACAACUACAUUAAGCCACCAAAUGAGAUCAAGCACGUGGAGGGGGCUGUUCUUCAUUACACGUAUUGCAAGUUCUCGGAUGUGACCUCAAGGCGUGAUCGCUGCGGCUGCAAGCCAACGAAGGAAGACACAAAGAGGUGCUUCAUGCUCGAGUUUGACCGUGAAGCAUUCAUCAUAGCUAAAACGAGAACCAUUCCAGAGAUGUUCGAGUGGUACAAAAAGAGAGUUGUUUGGUAUGACGCGGAGGCAAAAGACAAGCUUAUCCGAAGGGGUCUUUUCAUGCGUAUAUUUGCACCACAGUUGAUCUUGCGAGGUUACGAGGAGACGGGAAUGAUCACAAAAGUGAUGACGGUAGGAGAUAUGGAAGACGAGGUCGACAUUCCAGGUAAUAACAGAAGUGAUGGUGCGACUGAUCGUGAAGAACUCGGGACCCCUACCGUGGAGGGUGGAUUGCGACCUCAUGCGGGCUUCAGAAAAGCUGAUCACAUCUUCUUAACAGAUGGCCAUGCUGCGAAACAGUAAUUGCUGAUCUGUCUGCGGAUGGUGGUAUUGUAUUUUGCUGGGUGCAGCAAUGUGCUCCCCCCCUUCCCCCCCACCCUCCUCCCUUCGGUCUCACUGGUUGAUCAUCAACAAGAGACGAGUUGCGUUGUCUUAUUUUAGCUUGGUUGUGUUCUAAGCAAGCCUGCGUUCGUUAAUAGUCCAAUACCUUUCCCGGCUUUGUGUGAUCUUUCUCUUCUACCCUUUGGUUGCACUGGAUGGUGUAUGGUGGGAAUGAUUGCGUAUUCUUUUGCCCGAGUCUUUGGGAGUAAAUGCAAUGAAUUGCCGCGCAGGUUUCUGCUGCCGUUUCCUUCCUUCUGCGGAAUGUGGUGCUCGGGUUUCAUUCAGGUACGCUUUGAGUUUUGUGAGCUUCCUAUGGAUCUAGAGUAUCUCAAGUUGCUCAAGAGCUUGUUCUUGAGGCUUUGAUAUAGAGUCUCUUCUCAUGUCGAGCUGCUUUCGUUCCUCUCAAGUUUCUCCUCGAGAGCAUUAUCUUGAGGUCCUCAUGGGAGGGUCCCGUCCAUCUCGAGCUCCUUGCUUCCCUCGUCCCAGUUCUUUGUGGUUUUCAUAUUUCGCGUUCUGUUUUUCUCUCGUGCUGAGGGCUUUGUGAGUUUAUUACAUCUUCAUUUUCUGGUCGGGACUUUGUUCUCAUCUUCAGCUCCUCUUCUUGAGUUUGUCGAGUUUCUCUUCUUCGAGUUCGCUAUCUUCAGCUUCUCUUCUUCGAGUUCGCUAUCUUCAGCUUCUCUUCUUCGAGUUCGCUAGCUUCAUCUUCUUUUCUUGAUACUUUGAGGAUCUCCUCGUCUUGAGGUCAUCAAGUAUGUUGAGUUCCUCGUGUUGAGUUCGUUGAGUUUGUCUUCUUGAGUUCGCCAGGUUUCUGAGCUUGAGCUUCUCGUCAGAAGUUCGUUGUCACCUGCAGUUCAUCGAUCUCGACUUUCUUCUUGAUCACUACCCUGAGUCGCUCCUCUUGAGUCUCUGGUUCUUCUUGAUCUCGAUUUCUUCACGGUCUCCGAAAUCCUAUUUUUUUGCAGGGCGGCUUCCGGUCGUCCUCUGCACCGUAGAGGCAGUUAAAAAUGCGUCGCGAGUUUCUUGAGUUUGCGUACCGUCUCAGGAAUCCUGUGUUGUCGGUGCGCUCGGAGAAGGAUGUGCUCUGCUCGUCAGUGCUGUGAGUGGAUGCGUAUUCUACUAUGCGUAGAAAUUUGAGUUUCUUAGUCCGACUCAGUACUGAUCCUGCUGGUAUUUCCUGUGUGUGGAAUCGCCAAGUUAGGAUUGUAAUUUAACUGAAGAUGUCUGUCGCCGUGCGUUGGGAAGUUACGGUUCAUCCGUAAGGUGAGUUUUUCCUUCUUCAUGAUGCACGUACUAAUGAGGUCGUGCAUUGAAGUUCUCGAGGCACAAAUGGGUUUUAUCAUUUGUGAAGCUUUAUAUCAAUGGAAUGGAAUGGUGAUGAGCAAGGGCGCUGUUCAGUCUUGGCCGGGAAUACUGCAUUCAGUUCCUGAAUUGGCAUUCACAUAAUCCGUGGUGUUGAAUGAGCCGUAAACUGGAUUCAGUACUUGGAGUGGCUUUCAUGUGUUUUGCAUAAUGUGCUGAAUGAUUUGUCGGUCGUGGAGUACACUCAAUGUGGCCGGCGGACACAACAGCCGGUACUCGGCUUGGCAUUCGUCGUCCCUGGCGUUGUCUGUUCGGUCAUGAUGACAGUGCACGUGGUUCUUUAGAAUGCUGGAGCAUGAUCGUAAUGCGAGAUGUUCAGAAUAUGAAUGAAGGUCAGCACGCUUU
This is a messenger RNA of Chara braunii, 4220 nucleotides long. The record is from the annotation of a GenBank genome assembly. Lineage: Eukaryota; Viridiplantae; Streptophyta; Charophyceae; Charales; Characeae.